AUCAUGUUGCUCCUUCCAACUCCAACGAAAAUAGUAGGAACCUCCAGCAGAGACUCUAUUAGACAGGAUGUCAACAAUCCACUGAGAAAUUUUGCUCCUUAAUAUGACUUGCUACACCAGCUCCAGGUGGGCUGACAGUCUUUCGCGGGACCAAACUACCCGGCGUCAUCACAAGUGUGACGGAAGCCUCAUGAGUAGGGUGCAAUUUCAGCCCGCUCUCAGUUCUGAAACCUACUAGCAAGCAAGGAAGGCUUCCUUUCACAAUCUCAUUUCAACAAUAUAACGAUAUUUCUCUUCAAGUCACGAUGGUUCUGGGGGUUUUGAGAGGUUUGCAGAGUUGGUUCCGGCCUGCGAUAGAGGCACUAACAAUAUUGAACCUACCAUGGGAAUACCGUUGGCGACUGCUUGCCUUCCAGCCCCUGACUCUCAUAGCAUACUCUAUCAUCUCACUGCCUUGGGCCUUCUCGCGUCCCUGGAAGGUGGAAUGGCUGAAGAUAGCUCCCGGGCGUACGCUCCGUGUGUUGGUCUUCGAUGACCCAUCCCAACGCCCCGCGAACCAAGGGAGGUUUCGCCCGCUGCACCUUUAUAUACAUCAGGGUGCUUUCAUCGGUGGCGUUCCCGAAGAUGGUGCGUUGUUCUGUGUAAAAUUGGCAAAGGAAACUGGCGCCGUGGUCAUUUCGACAUCAUAUCGCUACGCUCCUGCACACCACUUCCCAGCCGCCAUUGACGAUAUCGAUGUUGUCGUCAAGUAUAUCCAGAUGCAUGCAAGAGAGAGAUGGGGUGCCGACCCUGAGCUCAUGACGACUAGUGGUGCUUCCGCUGGUGGCAACCUGGCACUUGCUCUUUCGCAACAACCGAGCUGUCAUCCGCCCGCUAAGACGGCUAUUAAAGGCACCGUGACGUUUUAUGGCGCAAUAGAUCUCAGACUACCACCCCAGGAUAAGCCCAAACCAGCAACUCUCCCAAAGAAGGACCCCUUCCAGUUCCUAUUGCCGCUAUAUGAUUCAUAUGCAGCACCGGUACGGGCAGAAAACAUGGAAAAUCCGCGAAUGAGUCCCGCGAUAGCAUCAGCUAACACUCUACCGGCGAACAUGUUGCUCGUCGUUGCUGGCAUCGACAUCCUAGUCCACGAAAACCUCACAUUCGUGGAACGGAUCAAAGGAGAAAUUGCCCGAGAUCCGAAACAUGCGGGGCGACGAGUUGAAGCCCUGUACAUCGAGAACGCAUUUCAUGGAUACCUAAGCUUGCCUGCAUCGGUUACUUCCCAGGCAUUGAAGGACAUGGCAUUCAAUGGAGGCAUUGAUUUCAUCAAGGAUGUGCAUAGAAAGUUUGGCUGGAGUGAUAACUGAUAUCCAGAUAUGUCAGCUAUUUGCCAGCAUCCUAGUUAGUGUAGACGUGGCUGACUCCCCCUUGAAUAUUUUACCCUGUCAGC
Pseudomassariella vexata is the source of this 1432-nucleotide messenger RNA. Its product is annotated as putative lipase/esterase family protein. The record is from RefSeq and is a predicted model, not a curated record. The coding region runs from base 306 to 1349 and encodes 347 amino acids. Gene Ontology annotation, molecular function: hydrolase activity. Lineage: Eukaryota; Fungi; Ascomycota; Sordariomycetes; Amphisphaeriales; Pseudomassariaceae. The transcript is spliced from 3 exons.